Galeopterus variegatus (Sunda flying lemur) is the source of this 1176-nucleotide messenger RNA. It is a transcript of the gene RAB7B, whose product is annotated as RAB7B, member RAS oncogene family. Lineage: Eukaryota; Metazoa; Chordata; Mammalia; Dermoptera; Cynocephalidae. Gene Ontology annotation, molecular function: GTPase activity; GTP binding. The record is from RefSeq and is a predicted model, not a curated record. Gene Ontology annotation, cellular component: phagocytic vesicle; late endosome; lysosome. Bases 99 to 698 code for a protein of 199 amino acids. The transcript is spliced from 6 exons. Gene Ontology annotation, biological process: phagosome-lysosome fusion; endosome to lysosome transport.
GACUGUUGUUCUGAGAGGAGACCUCCAGACUAGAGAGAACUCCCACCUGCCCUUGGUGGCCGAGUGCUGCACCGCCACAGCUGCUCUGAAGUUCCCCCAUGAAUCCCCAGAAGAAGGUGGACCUGAAACUUAUCAUCGUCGGAGCCCUUGGUGUGGGAAAGACCUCCCUCCUUCACCAAUAUGUGCACAAGACAUUUUAUGAGGAUUACCAGACCACACUGGGGGCCAGCAUCCUCUCCAAGAUUAUUAUAUUGGAUGACACAACUCUGAAGCUACAGAUCUGGGACACAGGCGGUCAAGAGCGGUUCCGCUCUGUUGUGUCCACAUUCUACAAAGGCUCCGACGGCUGUAUCCUGGCUUUCGAUGUAACAGACCUGGAGUCCUUUGAAGCCCUGGAUAUCUGGCGGGGUGAUGUUCUGGCCAAGAUUGUCCCCGUGGAGCAGUCCUAUCCCAUGGUGCUGCUGGGAAACAAAAUCGAUCUGGCAGAGCGGAAGGUACCCCAGGAGGUAGCCCAAGGCUGGUGUAAAGAGAAGGAUAUUCCCUACUUUGAAGUCAGUGCCAAGAAUGACAUCAAUGUGGUGCAAGCCUUCGAGAUGCUGGCCAGUCGGGCUCUGUCGAGGUAUCGAAGCAUCUUAGAGAAUCACCUCACAGACUCCAUCAAGCUCUCGCCAGACCAGUCACAGAGCAGAUGCUGCUGAUUUCCAGACGCGCACUCUGGAGACCAGAGACAGGGCCUGCCCCAGCCUGGUCAUCCCGGCCUGAGGGUAGAUGACGAUCCCACACCAGCCGCACCGCCUGCCCAGGCUCAGCCCAGGUGCCUAGGCUCUACGGCCAGAGCCCUUGCCCCCGUCACCAGGCCCAGAAUCAGAGGGAAGCCCUUCUGGGGAGAGGCCCUCAGGGGUCUGAAGGAAGCCUGGAAGUCACAGACAAAUCCUGGCCCUGGGGAAAGUCACCAUUCCCUUAAUGGCUCCUGCUUUCCUGCCACCUGUUCUACCCAACACGCUCCUGUUCCAGAGCACACAUCUCUGCAGACGACAAGCCACUGUGUCUAGAGUCUUGUUAUAUUUUCCUGUGAACUGACCUUCCUCACCCCUCCCAUCUCACACCCCCAAAGCCACAAGCACAGCUUUGGACGAUGGUGCACCUCGGCCUUCCUUGUAACCGGGUCAAGGAGUG